Messenger RNA from Ylistrum balloti, 1191 nucleotides. Its product is annotated as rhodopsin-like. The record is from RefSeq and is a predicted model, not a curated record. Gene Ontology annotation, biological process: visual perception; G protein-coupled receptor signaling pathway. NCBI's taxonomy places the organism in Eukaryota, Metazoa, Mollusca, Bivalvia, Pectinida, Pectinidae. Gene Ontology annotation, cellular component: photoreceptor outer segment; membrane. Gene Ontology annotation, molecular function: G protein-coupled receptor activity. Bases 1 to 1191 code for a protein of 396 amino acids. The transcript is spliced from 3 exons.
AUGAAUGCCCAAUCACCUGGUGCAAACAGUACAGAUUUAGUUUUAUUUACAAAUGUGACGAGUAUGGAAAUGGAAUUUCUAAAUGCAUCAUCGACUUCCAUAAGCAAAGCAGAAUAUGCUGUACUGGCUAUUUUCAUGUUCUCCAUUUUUCUGGCUGGAGUUCUUUUCAACGGAGUAUUUGUAUACGUGUUUUUAGUCCACAGCAAGUUGAAAACAAGACCAAACAUACUACUGAUAGCACUGUGUAUUUCAAGUUUUCUCAUUGCAUCGUUGGCUAUUCCUUUUGUUGGGGCAUCAGCGAUUUCAGGAAAAUGGCUGUUUGGGCAUUUUGGAUGUGUAUUCCACGGGUUCAUAGUUACCGCACUCGGGUUGACCCAAAUCGCGAUUUUGACUGUACUCUCGUUUGAAAAGUACAUAGUGAUUGUAAAAUGUCACUGGUCACACCUUGUCACACAGUCAGCAACUCUUCUUCUUCUGUUUGGAUGUUUUAUGUACGGAUUUCUUCUAGCAGCAUAUCCCUUGUUGGGAUGGAACAGAUAUACCAUUGAAGGAGCAAAUAUAUCGUGCUCAAUAGACUGGACCGCUCGAAGUCCAGUCGACUUAUCAUAUAGUGUGUGCCUUUUAAUAUUGGGUCUGGGGUUUCCACUAGCAGUGAUGUCCUAUGUCUACAUCAGUAUUCUGGUCCUGAUUAAAAAGCAAAGGUCGAUAUCACAGAAAUACAAAGGAUUUCAGCAUCAUCAGCGAGCUAGCCGGAGGGACGUUAAAGUGAUGAAAACCAUUUUUCUCCUUGUCUCUGCAUUUCUUUUAUCAUGGAUACCAUACUCUGUGUUUGCCAUGACGUCAAUACUCGGAUAUGCAGAUGAUGUUCAUCCUUUUGUUGGAACUCUACCAUCCCUUUUCGCGAAAGCUUCGAUCAUAUGGAAUCCCCUAAUAUACGUAUGUAGGAACAGGACUUUUAAACGCGCUUUAUUCGACACGUUUCCGUAUUUGUUAGUGUUUUAUAGGUGCACACAUCGAUGUCGGCGACAUGAAUCAGGAGAGGUUGCUAACGAAUCCACCAAGAUGGUGGACUUACAGGCUCCGAUGUCAUUGUCGUCUCAGAAAUCCGAGAGCAAUUGUGAUGACAAUUCCGGUUCAUAUGCACGUGGAGUAGAUUUACAAGGAAAUGAAUGUGUGACUGUAACUUUAUGA